GUUGAUGGAGAUCCCGGAGGGCCCGGGCGUGUCCUUCAAGAUGGGUAUCCACACAGGCCCCUUGGUGGCGGGCGUGGUGGGAACCAAGCUGCCACGUUACCGGCUCUUCGGGGACACGAAGCUUGGCCGCUGGUGUCGGAUCAACACAGCGGCGCGCAUGAUGCAGAAAGGCUUGCCUGGUGAGGUCCAGUUCGGCGAAAGCACGAAGAAGAUCCUCCCAGAGAGCGUCAAGUAUCACCCCCGGGGGCCAAUCGAGAUGAAAGGCAAGGGCCAAGUCAUGGCUUACCUGCUUGACCACGUCAAGCACAGCCGUGAAAAUCUGCACAUCAAGACUGAUGCCACUUUGCUGGAGGUUCGUUCAUCUCCCAUCGCUCUAGGAAGUCUGCGUUAG
Symbiodinium pilosum is the source of this 391-nucleotide messenger RNA. The record is from the annotation of a GenBank genome assembly. NCBI's taxonomy places the organism in Eukaryota, Dinophyceae, Suessiales, Symbiodiniaceae.